AUGGAGGGUUAUCCACAAUAUCAUCAUCACUACACCGGGAAUAUAGAUACUGCCACCGCUACUGGCGAUGGCGGAGGUGGAGGCGGCGACAGUUUCCCUCAAUGGAGUGUUCAAGAAACCCUGAAUUUCUUGAUGAUUCGUGGUGAGCUCGACCCAAACUUCAUGAAAACCAAACGCAACAAGCUUUUGUGGGAAUUGAUUUCCAUGAAAAUGAAAGAAAAAGGUUACAAUAAAAGCCCUGAGCAGUGCAAGUGCAAGUGGAAAAACCUAGUUACUCGAUAUAAGGGAUAUGAAACCAUGGAAGCCGAAGAUAUGAGGCAACAGUUUCCAUUCUACAAUGAAAUUCAUGCUAUAUUUGUUGCAAGGGUGCAAAGAAUGGUACGGUUUGAGGCAGAAGGCGGGCCAAAUUCUAAGAAGAAAGCAAUCCAAGAAAAUUCUUCAGAUACAGAAAACGAUAGCGAUGGGGCAAAGAAGAAGAGAAAGAUUAAAGGCAAUGAAAACCCAAGUGGUUCUUCAAGCAGUACUGGAAAGUUGAUUAUAACUAAUAUAAAAGAAAUCAUGGAGAAAUUCAUGAAGCAACAAAUGCAAAUGGAGAAUCAGUGGAUUAAAGCCUACGAGGAAAGAGAAGAGGAGAGAAGGAUAAAGGAGAUGGAGUGGAGACAAACAAUGGAAGAUUUGGAAAAUGAGAGAAUAAUGAUGGACAGUAGAUGGAGAGAGAGAGAAGAACAAAGGAGGAUUAGAGAGGAAACAAGAGAACAAAAGAUGGAUUUUCUUAUUACAACUAUCCUAAACAAGCUAACAAGAGAAGACAGUGCACAGUUUGGUAGUCAAUAA
Fraxinus pennsylvanica is the source of this 834-nucleotide messenger RNA. The record is from the annotation of a GenBank genome assembly. Lineage: Eukaryota; Viridiplantae; Streptophyta; Magnoliopsida; Lamiales; Oleaceae.